Molecule: messenger RNA, 2535 nt
Organism: Corythoichthys intestinalis (scribbled pipefish)
Lineage: Eukaryota; Metazoa; Chordata; Actinopteri; Syngnathiformes; Syngnathidae
Product: transmembrane protein 121
Exons: 2
Coding region: 933-1883 (316 amino acids)
Source: RefSeq, a predicted model, not a curated record
GGAAACGAGGGUGGCAGAAAAAGAGAAAAUCCUCAGGAGUGUGCACCAGGGAGAGCUGGAAAGUGCAGAGGGAGACGGGUAGAGGUGCCGGAGCAUCAAAGUGCCCACUGGGGCUUGGAGAGGUUGCAGAGUGUGAAUUAAACACUGACGCUGUUGAUCCAGCGAAGAAGCCGGAGUAAGAGAGUGAGAUUGAAGGGAGGGAAUCUUCCAAGGGGGGCUCGAAGGAUUCUUUUACAGAGACAGGCUGACGAGACACAGCUGACUGAAAAGAUAACGACACAUUUGCUGCAAUUUUUUUUCCUGCUCUGAAAGCGUCCAAAGGGUAGUCGCUGAGAUUGAGACCAUUAAGAUGUCUCCUGCUGAUGCUGUCUGAAAUAUAAGUGGAUUACGACGGCAACAUUUCUGGACAGCUCUUUGAAAAAGGAAGAGGAAAUUCCUUAAGUGGUGGAUUUACAUUUGACAGAGUGGAAGAGGAAUCCUAUGCAGCUUUCGUCUUUCUUUUCCUGUGGAUUACAGAUGGGCUUUGUGAUCCCUCUGCACAGUCUCAUGGAUGACUGCGCACCAGUCAUUAGGAUAAAGUACAAAGAGGGACUCAAGUGAGUAGUGAGAUGAAUCUUUAUCUCUGAAGAUUAAGCAAACACGGAUGUUGAAAGAGAAUCUGUAAUGUAAUGUUUUGUCCCUGAUAAUGGGACAUGUUGGUAAUUUGUCCAAGUGUUACACUGCAUUUAAUGAGGGAUCCUCUUUCAUCAUUCUUUGAAUGAAGGGUUCUGUCUACCUGCUUGGCAAAGAGUGACUGACUUGAUUGGUUUAGUUCCUGUUCCCUGGAUACUGGCAGAAGCUACUUUGGGAAACACCAAACUCUGAUCGUCAGUGGACAAACUGAGGACAUUUCUCUUCAGCACACAGCUUGUUCUCCUCUGUCUCGAGCAAGGAUGGUACCCCCACCUCCUACCAACAAGCCACACGUGUGCCUGUCCACCAUCCUUAUCAUGAGCAGCAUGGCGCUAAUCGAUGCCUACCUGGUGGAGCAGAACCACGGCCCGCGAAAGAUUGGCAUCUGCAUCAUGGUGAUGGUGGGAGACAUCUGCUUUCUGAUUGUCCUGCGCUACGUGGCCGUGUGGGUGGGGGCUGAGGUGCGCACGGCCAAGCGAGGGUACGCCAUGAUCCUUUGGUUUCUCUACAUCUUUGUGCUGGAGAUCAAGGUGUACUUUGUGUAUCAGAACUAUAAGGCUGACAGGAAGAGCCUUGACGCUCUUGCCAGGAAGGCACUAACACUGCUGCUCUCCAUCUGCAUUCCAGUGCUCUUUGUGGUGCUGGUGGCGAUUGACCACAUGGAGUAUGUGCGUGCCUUCAAGAAGCGAGAGGAGAUCCGCAAUCGGCUCUUCUGGGUAGUGGUGGACUUGCUUGACAUUCUGGACAUUCAAGCCAAUCUGUGGGAGCCCCAGAAGAAGGGCCUCCCUCUGUGGGCAGAAGGCUUAAUGUUUUUUUACUGCUACAUACUCCUCCUCGUGCUACCCUGUGUGUCUUUGAGUGAGAUCAGCAUGCAAGGUAUCAACAUUGUGCCCCAUAAAAUGCUUUUGUACCCAAUCCUCAGCCUGGUGACUAUCAACAUCAUCACACUCUUUAUCCGUGGUGGCAACAUGAUUUUGUACAGGGACGCGAGGGUGUCGGGAAUACUAAUAGGAAAGAACAUACUGGCCAUCAUUAUAAAGACCUGCAGUUUUGUUCAGUACAGGAGACAGUUACAGAGUGCCCCUCCUGCUUUUGGGGUUGAGCUGCAGAAAAACUCAUUGGCCCAUGCCCGCCCUGCCCCCACCCCUACCCAGGCAGUUAUCCAGGAGCAGACACCCCUGCCCGAGGUGACAACAUGCGAGCACACGUGACAAAAUGCUCUGCAGGACCCUCAAGAUGCUGGCAGGGCGCAAUGUUUUACACUUUUUAGGUCAAGUGAACAUGAACAAUCAUCUCAACACACUGAGUACUGACGCACACACACAAGAUGUUUAGCCAGUAUCUCAAGUUCUGUCAUUUUGUAAAAUUACAUCUCUUGUGACUUUGUUGAAGCGCUUUCCUCCUGUGAAUUCAGUUGAUUGUGUAUCUUUCCAAUGGUACAAAAGGAAAAAAAAAAUAUAACACAAAAGUAUAUAUUUUUGAAUUGGCUAUUCCAUUCUAAUGUCUGAUGUGGUGUGCAUUUCUGUUGCUUGAAUAUUUUUAGUAGUCGGGGGCUUUAUAUCAAAACUCGAGCAAACAAUGAGUGACUCCACGUAAUGUGAAAUCAACAGUUAAAAUCAAGAUGAAAGCGUCUUUUCUAUGUGACCUUUUGAUAAAAUACUGCCCUUCUGUGAGAACAGGGUUUGCAUCACAUCAGUGGACCAGUCAAGUGUACGUUCUGUUUUUUUUUUUUUUUUUUUUAAUUCAAGUUCAGCACGUCGUGAAUUAAACUGUGCUGCAAAAAUAAAACAGACAAUGAUUUCCCCACUCGUUGCUGAAGUGGUGACUUUGCAGUCUCGUUCCUCUGUGAGGCUGUUUGCUGAU